Messenger RNA from Miscanthus lutarioriparius, 474 nucleotides. Lineage: Eukaryota; Viridiplantae; Streptophyta; Magnoliopsida; Poales; Poaceae. The record is from the annotation of a GenBank genome assembly.
AUGGCACAGCUUCGCUUUUAUGACCCGGUCGUCACUGAACUCGAGAUGAUUAAGAAAAAUCUUGAGACUUUCCACCCCACCAACAUGAUACUCCAGCAGCAGUACCGUAACAAGUACAUGAAGUACUGUGAUCUCAUCAAUGUGCUGCUUGCUGCUGAGGCUCAGAAUGAACUCUUGAUGAAGAACUUCCACAUGCGCCCUGCUGGGACACAGGCACAUCCUGAAGCACAUGCCAGUUUUCGUAACAACGACGAUAAAGGUUCUUUCAGAAACAAGGGCCAAAAGUUUUAUGGUCACCAGGGUCGAAAAGGAGGAAAGUUUAAGAACAGAUGCCAGAAGUCCAAUGGCAAUGGCAAAGGCCAGAAGUUCAAUGGCAAUGGCAAAGGCAAGUCCCUGAAGGGCUCAAAGGAUGAGGCAAGUGGAGGGAAUCCGUUGUGGAUCCCACCAGCAUUGCUCCCGUACUUACACUACUGA